UAUUGAUGGACAGACUUUCUGGGUUGAUACAUUGACUGAACUGGUGGAGGAAAUGGAUGAAGAGUUACACACUGAUGAUCCUCUACAAGUCGCAUUGACCCAAAAGGAGAGUGAGUUCGGGUUCAUGAACCAAGAAGUGGUUGGAUUUUCUGAGAUUUUAGAUUCAGCCCCACCGAUUGAGAAGCAUGUCGCCUAUGUCAGCCUUGAAGACUCAGGCACCGAUAAAACCGUCAAACCGUCAUCCUCCCAACCAGAUUGGAGUGAGGAGAAUGCUCCAAAGGUGGAACUUAAAGCCCUCCCAGCUGGGCUGAGGUAUGCAUUCUUGGGACCGAAUUCCACAUAUCCUGUUAUUAUUUGUGCUAACCUGAAUAAUGUGGAGACCGCUUUGCUUCUUUCAAAAUUGCGAAAGUAUAGAAAAGCAUUGGGGUACUCUUUGGAUGAUAUUACAGGUAUUUCUCCAGAUCUUUGCAUGCACAAGAUUCACUUGGAGGAUGAGUCAAAGACGUCCAUAGAGCACCAGCGAAGACUGAAUCCCAAACUGAUGGAAUGCAGGGGUGGCAUCACUGUCAUCACAAAUGAGAAGGAUGAGCUGAUUCCUACCAGAACAGUCACAGGGCAUAGGAUGUGCAUUGACUACAGGAAGCUAAACUCAGCCACAAGGAAGGACCACUUCCCACUUCCUUUCAUUGACCAGAUGCUGGAAAGACUAGCCAACCACCCCUACUACUGUUUUCUCGAUGGCUACUCCGGGUUCUUUCAGAUACCCAUUCAUCCAGACGACCAAGAGAAGACAACAUUCACCUGCCCAUACGGUACUUUUGCCUACAGGAGAAUGCCUUUCGGAUUGUGCAAUGCUCCUGCCACUUUCCAGAGAUGCAUGAUGUCGAUCUUUACAGAUCUUAUUGAGGACAUCAUGGAGGUUUUUAUGGACGAUUUCUCAGUCUACGGUUCUUCAUUUAGCGACUGCCUUGCUAAUCUGUGCAAGGUGCUGGAAAGAUGUGAGGAGAAGAACUUGGUGUUAAAUUGGGAGAAGUGUCAUUUCAUGGUGAAAGAUGGCAUUGUUUUGGGUCACAGGAUAUCAGAGCAAGGUAUCGAGGUUGACAAAGCAAAGAUUGAAGUUAUGACCAGCCUACAGCCUCCCAGGACAGUGAGGGAUAUUCGGAGUUUUCUGGGACAUGCCGGUUUCUACAGGAGGUUUAUCAAAGACUUCUCUAUGAUAGCGAGGCCACUCACCCGUCUGCUGUGCAAAGAAGCGAAGUUUGUUUUUGAUGCUGACUGCCUCGCUGCGUUUCAGAUUCUCAAGAAGUCUCUAGUCAGUGCUCCCAUUGUGCAGCCACCAGAUUGGGACUUGCCAUUUGAAAUAAUGUGUGACGCAAGUGAUUACGCGAUUGGAGCUGUUUUGGGGCAGAGAAAGGACAAGAAACUCCAUGUUAUCUAUUAUGCCAGCCGAACGCUUGAUGAUGCUCAAAUCAAGUAUGCUACCACAGAGAAGGAGUUGCUGGCAGUAGUUUAUGCUUUCGAGAAGUUCAGGUCCUAUUUGGUGGGCUCGAAAGUAAUUGUGCACACAGACCAUGCAGCCUUGAAGUACUUGAUGACGAAAAAAGAUGCUAAACCGAGACUCUUAAGGUGGAUCUUACUGCUACAGGAGUUUGAUAUUGAGAUCAGAGACAAGAGAGGAGCAGAAAAUGGAGUGGCAGAUCAUCUUUCCCGUAUGAGAGUGGAAGCUGAAACACCACUGGAUGAUACAUUACCCGAGGAGAAUGUCUAUGUGAUCACCUUGCUGGAGGAUGAGUAUUUAGAUCAGGCUGAUUGUUGUGUCAUGAGACAAAUUCAGGAUGAUCUCCCAUGGUUUGCAGACUUUGCAAACUACCUAUGUGCUGGAAUUGAACCACCGAACCUGAAGGGGUAUGAGAGGAAGAAGUUCAUGAGAGAUGUGAACCACUACUACUGGGAUGAUCCCUUCCUCUACAAAAGAUGCUCAGAUGGUUUAUUCAGGAGAUGUGUUCUGGAGAAUGAGAUGCAAGGAGUCGAUUUUGGGUCUAUGGUUGGUGUGGGGCGAUCCUUGUGGCUAGAAGGUGUCGUUGGCUUGCUUAUGAGGAGGGCUGAGUUAUUCUUAUCAUCUAAGCCAGAGGUGGCGGUCUGUCUAUCUCCGACUUCAUUCCCGGUGACAGCGUGUGUUGCCAGCAUCUCUGCAGUAAGGUUAUGGUUCUUCGGUCCUGACCCUGUGGUGUUAGCUUCCUUUUAUAGUGCAUGGUCUGGUGGAUGUGGCGGGUCAAUCAUUGUUUCGUCUCUCCAAAUAAGAGCGGUUAUUGGGCUCGUUGUUGGGGUGUUGGUUGUUCCGGUGGGAGACUUUGGGUUGUUGGAGUAUACUGGUACUUCUGAACUUCAGAAAGGAGGAGUAGAGGUGGCUGUUUGCGGUGAUUGGUGGCUGGUGCUUCGACAGGCUCUGUUUCGUCGGUUUUGCCGUCUCGAUGUAGCCCCAUUGUCGUCUACUGCAAGUUCCAAGUUCUGGAUGGUGUAUGUGCUUUCUGCAGGUGGUGGGGCUUUGUGGUAA
This is a messenger RNA of Brassica napus (rape), 2554 nucleotides long. RefSeq lists its product as uncharacterized. Lineage: Eukaryota; Viridiplantae; Streptophyta; Magnoliopsida; Brassicales; Brassicaceae. The record is from RefSeq and is a predicted model, not a curated record. The transcript has 6 exons. The coding region runs from base 53 to 2554 and encodes 833 amino acids.